AAACGUAAUUUUUCUUCCUUCAAUCUUUUUUUUAUUUGUAUUAUGUAUAUUCUGAAUUAUUUGUCAAGUAAGGAAUUGAAUCUCUUAGUGAAAUUUUGAGGACUUCAAAAAGGCCAAUUUGGGAAAAUCUGAAGUGAAGCUUAUCGGAUAAAAAAAUGUACAACCUCUUUAGAUAAAUGUUCCAAACAACCAUAAUUCAUUCGUCUAAUGUAUUAUUUAAAAACCAAUGAAUUUGGAGAAGUUAAUUCAAAUCUUUUUGGAACAAGCAAAAAAACAAAUCCUUACUUUGUGUGAUACUGAACGUACAAUAGCCUGUCAGUGGUUGAAAAAGAUUGAGCUAGUACCAAAUCAAGACAGCAAAGUUAAAAAUCUCCAAUUACAUUCCUUGAAAUUGCUUUUACUUACAAUUGAAAGUAAAUUAUUGGUUGGACCGUUUGAAGAGUCUCCAAUUGAAAAUAAAACGUUUACAGAUUACGAUUGGGACUCGUAUAAAUUGGAAGAUUUUUCAAAUAUGAUUCGUUCGAAAAGAGAUUCACAAAAACGCCCUGAAGUUUCAUAUGCUGUUUCGUCGGAUCGACGGGAGUUGGUCACUUAUCAAAAUGAUCCAGCAACUGGACAACAUUGCUAUUAUGCUUGUUCAAAACAACCGAUAGAAGAAUGGAAUAACUUAGAAGGUGGUGUUAUUAAAAAUCAAUCAAUUGGUCAAUGGAAAGAACGCGCUGAGUAUGAAGAACUUAACGGAAAAGAAUCCCGAAACUCCUCCGUUGACGAACCCCGUUGUGAAAUGCAAGCCACCAACUCCCAAAUUAUUUUGAAUGAUGAACAAUUUCAAAAUUCAAGCCUCCGUCGUAGUCAAAGGGUUCCAAAUUUUUCAAACAUUAACACAGAUCCAUCAGUAUCUUCGCGACACACGAAUUAUCAAAGAAAUAAUGUCGAAAGACCGGAAACACCACAAAGAUUCGGAGGGAGGGGACAGACAAUGAGGCCUUAUGAAAUGGAACAAUUUGGACUUUCACAAAACGAGCAGUUCCGUUCGCCACGUGGAGUUUUUCAAAAUUUAGAUUAUGAUCGAUUCCAGGCUCAAAGAAGUCCAAUGCCACCACGUUUGACCGAUGAAAUAAUCGAAUCCUUCGAAAAUGCUAGAACUAAUCGUAGUCCUUUAAAUGAAGAUAACCAAAACAACUACGAAGCCAAACAACAGUUAUGUCGCCGACUGCAAAAAAUACGAGAUGAAAUGAAUAAAAAACCUCAAGCAAAAAUUGAGCAAGAAAUUGAAGUUGAACCCGAAAUAAUUCCUUGUCAGCGGAUAACGUUACAUGAACCAUGUGAAGACACCAUCCAUCAGCAACAUGAAACCGAUCAAGAUCUUGGAAUUUUAUCAGCUAGGGACAUGGAUGACGAGGUUUUAUUUGGUGAGCAUCAGACCAUCGAUCCAAGGACGAUUUUCAAAAAUAAAGAUGAGAACUUGGUCUCUCGAAAUGUGGUUAAGAUUGAAACUAAUACAACUAUCGAUGGCAAUAAACGAGAAGUAGUUGAAGAAUUUUUGGAGCAGGACCAUGUUAAUGUUGUUGAUAGAACUGAAAAUGAAGAGAAUUUAGUUGAUGUUAGUGAACCAACUUUCGAAUCCUUUCCAGGGUAUUCUCCCUUGCGAUUAAAUGAAAAUUCUUGGAAAAAUGUAGAUCAGUGGAAAUGUAAACCUCGUAGGGUUUUGGCAGAUUAUUCAGAUUUACCGCAAGAAGAUUUGGAAGAUAUUUCGAAACCAUCAUUUCAGCAGAGGAGUUUUGAAGAACAAGAUGCAUGCAAAAUCGAACAUAUGUCUGGAGAAGAGGAGCGAUUUUAUUCAGGAAGGCAACAGGAUGCUUCCGGGAGAGUAAAUCUACCAGGAAGUGAAAGAUUUUGCAGAGGAUAUGAGAGAGCUUUAAGUCAAAGAGACAACUCAGAAAGAUUAGAGAAUGUCAGUGAGCCAAUUUAUGCUUCAUCAUUUGAAAAUAGUGGCACGAGAACAACAUCAGGGCUUGGUAAAGGUAUAAAAUCAUGUAGGCGGUUGCCUCAAGUUGAAGUAUCGGAAAGAUUAGAUGAAGUUAGUCAACCAAGCUUUUUACAUUCCACGGAAGUUUCUCAUCAAGACUCUAGACAAAGAAGCAGAUGUCGAAUGCCCCAAGUGCAGACUUCAGAAAGACUUGAUGACGUCAGUCAGCCUGGUUUUGCAUCUUCUCUUGCAGACACUUAUCAAAGCUCGACAAGAAAAAAUGCUUGUCCAUUUAGUAGGAGAGGCAUGCCUCAAUUUGAACCCUCAGAAAGAUUAGAUGAAGUUAGUCAACCAAGCUUUUUACAUUCUGCGGAAGUUUCUCAUCAAGACUCUAGACAAAGAAGCAGAUGUCGAAUGCCCCAAGUGCAGACUUCAGAAAGACUUGAUGACGUCAGUCAGCCUGGUUUUGCAUCUUCUUUUGAAGACACUUAUCAAAGCUCGACAAGAAAAAAUGCCUGUCCAUUUAGUAAGAGAGGCAUGCCUCAAUUUGAACCCUCAGAAAGAUUAGAUGAAGUUAGUCAACCAAGCUUUUUACAUUCUGCGGAAGCUUCUUAUCAAGACUCUAGACAAAGAAGCAGAUGUCAAACAAGCCAAAGACCGGGAAUCACAUCGAUGACAUCUGAAAGACUUGAUGAGGUUAGUCAUCCCGACUUUGCGUUAUCUUUUGAAGACUCUUGUAAGAGUUCAGCAAGAAGAAAUCAGUGCCCAUUGAGUAAAAGAUGCAUAACUCAAGUUGAAGAUUCGGAAAGAUUAGAUGAUGUUAGUCAACCAAGCUUUUUACAUUCUACGGAAGUUUCUCAUCCAGACUCUAGACAAAGAUGCAUAUAUCGAGUAUCCCAAAGGGAGCCAACGGAAAAUCUUGAUGAAGUCAGUCAUCCUGAAUUUGCGUCUUCUCUUGAAGCCACUCAUGGAAGUUCCUUAAGUAGCAACAGGUGUCCAAUAAGAAGAAGAGGCAUGCCUAAAGUUGAUACUUCAGAAAGAUUAGAUCAAGUUACACAUCCAAGUUUUAUGAGUUCUUUUCAAGAUUCUAGUGUUUCAUAUAGACAAAGAAGAGAUCUAAACCAAAUUUCUGGGUCAGAAAGAUUGGAUAACAUAAGCCAACCUGAAUUUCUUCAUUCUACAGCACCAUCUUUUCAGGAUAGCAACAGAAGAACAAGUUGUCCAGUAAACCGAAGACAACUUAGACAAGAAACUUCAGAACUGUUGGAUGAAGUGAGUCAGCCUUCAUUUUUGUGUUCAGCUGAAAACACUUUCCAAGACUCAGCAAAAAGAAUUCAUUCUCCAUCAGUUUAUCCUUCUGAACGAUUAGAUGAGAUUAGUCAUCCAAGCUUUAUGGCAUCUUAUCAAGAUUCUACGGGUCCACCGAGACAAAGUAGAGGUAUGUUACUACACAAGCGAUUGCCAGAAUUUGACAUAUCAGAGAAUUUGGAUGAAGUCAGUCAACCAGAAUUCUUACACUCUACUGAAGCAUCUUUUCAAGAUAACUCAAAAAGAAUCAGAUGCCCAAGACCCUUACCUCAAAUGCAAACAUCAGAAAAUCUUGAUCAGGUUAGCUGUCCUCAAUUCUUGUCUUCCAUUGAAGAUUCUUUCCAAAACGCUGCAAUUAGAGGCAGGUCUCCAAUUGGUCGAAGACAAUUUCCACAAAUCGAUACAUGUGAAAAAUUAGAUGACAUUAGUAAACCAAGCUUUAGCGCAUCACUUCAAGAUUCUACGGGUCCUUCAAGACGAUAUAGACAUAUUUCACCAAAAAGUUGCCGACCUUUAGUUGAGACAUCAGAGAUAUUGGAUGAAGUCAGCCAACCAGAAUUCUUACACUCUACCGAAGCAUCUUUUCAGGAUAACUCAAAAAGAAUCAGAUGCCCAAGACCCUUACCUCAAAUGGAAACAUCAGAAAAUCUUGAUCAGAUUAGCUGUCCUCAAUUCUUGUCUUCCGUUGAAGAUUCUUUCCAAAACGCUGCAAAAAGAGGAAGGUCUCCAAUUGCUCGAAGACAUUUGCCACAAAUCGAUACAUGUGAAAAAUUAGAUGACAUUAGUAAACCAAGUUUUGGCGCAUCACUUCAAGAUUCUACGGGUCCUUCAAGACGAUAUAGACAUAUUUCACCAAAAAGUUGCCGACCUUUAGUUGAGACAUCAGAGAUAUUGGAUGAAGUCAGCCAACCAGAAUUCUUACACUCUACUGAAGCAUCUCUUCAGGAUAACUCAAAAAGAAUCAGAUGCCCAAGACCCUUACCUCAAAUGGAAACAUCAGAAAAUCUUGAUCAGAUUAGCUGUCCUCAAUUCUUGUCUUCCAUUGAAGGUUGUUUCCAAAACGCCGCAAUUAGAGGCAGGUCUUUAGUUGGGCGAAGACAUUUUCCACAAAUCGAAACAUGUGAAAAAUUAGAUGACAUUAGUAAACCCAGCUUUGGCGCAUCACUUCAAGAUUCUACGGGUCCUUCAAGACGAUAUAGACAUAUUUCACCAAAAAGUUGCCGACCUUUAGUUGAAACAUCAGAGAUGUUGGAUGAAGUCAGCCAACCAGAAUUCUUACACUCUACUGAAGCAUCUCUUCAGGAUAACUCAAAAAGAAUCAGAUGCCCAAGACCCUUACCUCAAAUGGAAACAUCAGAAAAUCUUGAUCAGAUUAGCUGUCCCCAAUUCUUGUCUUCCAUUGAAGGUUCUUUCCAAAACGCCGCAAUUAGAGGCAGGUCUCCAAUGGGGCGAAGACAUUUUCCACAAAUCGAAACAUGUGAAAAAUUAGAUGACAUUAGUAAACCCAGCUUUGGCGCAUCACUUCAAGAUUCUACGGGUCCUUCAAGACGAUAUAGACAUAUUUCACCAAAAAGUUGCCGACCUUCAGUUGAGACAUCAGAGAUAUUGGAUGAAGUCAGCCAACCAGAAUUUUUACAGUCUAUGGAAUCGUCACAUCAGAGAACGAGGAGUCCAAUGAACCGAAAACCCAUAUAUCAAGAGAUGACAUCUGAAAGAUUAGAUCAAAUCAGUCAGCCCAGAUAUUUGUCUUCCAUUGAUAGCACUAACGACGAUUGCAGGAGAAAGUGUAAACUACUGCAAGUAAAUGUAUCAGAGAAUUUGGCUGAUGUAAGUCAGCCAUUUUGUCCAUCUUCAUUUGAAGAUUCUACACAAAGGUCAAGAGAAGUUCAAAGGUCGGAAAGAUUGGAAGAUAUAUCUCAACCCAACUUCCUGUCCUCUUAUAAUAAUUCCACACUUCAAUCAAAGGGAAGACCUUUACCUGACUUGUUUAACAACACCCGUCAAACACAGUCCGGGGGUUUUGAGAAUCUUGAAGAUGUUUGUCAACCUAGCUUCCAGUCUUCUCUCGAAGAGUCCAAUCAGGGACCCAAGCAAAGCAUUCAGAGGCACACACAAAGUCCAAGACAAAAACUUCUUUCAAGGCUAGAUCGCUCUGAAUUAUUGGAAGACAUCAGUCAACCGUGUUAUCCUUCGUCUUUUGAAGAUUCAAUGCGUAAUCGGGAUAGGAGACCCAUUCCCCAAGUCAGUGGCUCAGAAUAUCUGGAUAAUGUCAGUCAACCUGGUUUUCAAUCUACAUUUGAUGAUUCAAGGCAUACACCAAGAAAAAUGCAGAGAAAUCAAACAAAUAACUUAGAAGAAUUAAAUGACAUAAGUCAGCCAACCUUUCCAACUUCUUUUGAAGAUUCCAUAAAAAGUACGGAAAGAGCUAUUGUUGAAACUCCAAAGAGAAGACCCUUUCCAUUAAUAGAUGUUUCUGAGGAAUUAGAAGGUAUUUGUCAACCUUCAUUUGGGUCUUGUUUCGAAGAUUCUUCAAGCAUACCCAGAAGACAAAGACCUUUUCCACAAGUUGAUAAUUCUGAGAGACUCAACGAUAUCAGUGAGCCAGAUUUUGCAACAACUUUCGAAAGCUCUGCGUAUCCUUCUGAAAGACUAGACGAUGUUUGCCAACCUUCAUUUCCGAGCUCUUUUGAUGAUUCAAGGAGGUACUCUCGAGGAAGAGAAACUAGUCAGAAUCGAGAAUCUGUUUCCAGACAAAUGCAACAGAAUAGAAUUUCAAGACGUUUACCUAUUGAGUUUGAUACAUCUGAGAUGUUAGAAAAUGUCAUUCAACCUGAAUUCCCGUCGUCAUUUCAAGAAACUUCAAAUGUUUCACGGGAACGAAAAAUAAUAAACAGACCAAUGCCUCAAAUUGAUUUAUCGGAAAAUAUUGAUUCUAUUUGUCAACCAGAUUUUCCAUCAUCUUUUAACAAUUCAACUAGAAAUGAAGGCCAAAAUGUACCGUGUACAUAUAGAAAGAAAAAUGAUUACAUGACAAGUUUCCCUGUAGAACGUGUAAUGGACAUAUCAGCCCCAAGGUUUCACUCAAGUUAUGAAGAUUCUAUGCAAAGAGCUCGUGGUAGUUCAUAUUUACCUCGAGAAAAUUUAGAAGACAUAUCAUGUCCAUCAUUUCAAACAACACCAAAAUUACCAUCACGAAGUCGACGUCAGGAUUAUCAGUGUCCUGGGGGUCCAGCACGGCAACUCUUUCCCAGGAGAGAUUCAAGAAACAGGGAUCAAAUGGAAAGAUCUGGUGAUUUUAGAAAAGUCUUCGAGGAAAUGCCUAAUUAUGCUCCAUUUGAACAGCAAGUUGCUCCGAAAAGAAAUCCAAUUACAUCGAAGCUUAAAAGACCGGUUAAUUUUGGAUGUCCCAUAUCUUAUUUGCCAAAACAUAAUGAAGUGCGUGUGGUUAAUCAAUGCCGUCGAUCCCAAUCUGAGGAAAGACCAAAUGCAGGAAAUCUUAAUGCCUGUCGAAUGAGACCUCCAGUUGUAAGGGAGGCUAAUCCACCCAGCAGAAAUCGAAUGCAAUCAAGACGUCCUGGUCCGACGCUUUCGUCAACUAGAAUACCCCUACCACCAUCAGCGCGUGGUCAAGAACAAAGAACAAAAAUGGAAAAGCAGGAAAAUCAGGAGCGUCUUAUCAAGAAGUCAUCUGUCAAAUUCCAUCAAACUAAAUCCACAUUUUUUAAAAAUAAUCAGGAUCAAGGGAAUAGAAAUCAAAGACGAUAAUUAAACAAAAUUAAAAUGUUAUAAAAUUACCUUUAGAUGAAUAUCAAUAAAAAUAAAUUUCCACAGUUUCUUAUAA
This is a messenger RNA of Eupeodes corollae, 7118 nucleotides long. RefSeq lists its product as uncharacterized. The record is from RefSeq and is a predicted model, not a curated record. The transcript is spliced from 6 exons. Lineage: Eukaryota; Metazoa; Arthropoda; Insecta; Diptera; Syrphidae. Bases 227 to 7042 code for a protein of 2271 amino acids.